Molecule: messenger RNA, 954 nt
Organism: Rubroshorea leprosula
Lineage: Eukaryota; Viridiplantae; Streptophyta; Magnoliopsida; Malvales; Dipterocarpaceae
Source: the annotation of a GenBank genome assembly
GGUAUUAACUCCACUACACUUCUCUCUCUGCAAUUACUUUUUGAGAGCAUCUUUCUUUAGCAUAUUUAGUAUUGCUAAUUUGAGCAUCAAAGUGUUUUCCCCGAGGAUGAAUUUCAGGUGUUCAAGCAGGUAUUGGAUCUCGAAGCUGCCCAAACAUUUAGUGCUGUCUGUGGGAAACGAACGAAAAGCAUUGUGACUUAACCAAUACGAGCUGAAAAUGGUGCGCACCUUUAUAGGAAACCACCCCCCAAGAGGCAACAUGGACGACCAGGAUAACACUCAUGUGUUGGAAAGUGAUUUCAAUGACUUCCAAAUGCUGCCAAGAAACCUCUUCGUUGGUGGUGUAGAACAAGAACAGUCAAACACUUUAGAUGAUGAUGAAAGAACACCUACAGGGUAUGCAACCCAACUUGAAGAACAGUUUCACAUCUCGUCUGAAGCCAUACAAAGGCAUUCCAAGCAUAACACUACACGACCUGUGGAGAGACUUGUAGAAUCUGCUCGGACAUCUGAGCUAGAAGAAAGAACAAGAGUUUUAGAGAUGGCAAUGGGAAAAAUUCUCUCUCGCUUGAUCCCUGAUGACCCCUUAAUUCCCCUGCUGAAUAGGGGCAAGCAACUGGCAGCAAUAGUUGCAACUCAUAACUCCCUGACCCUAAGCAAUGUAGUGGUCCCAACCAGACCCAGAGGAAGUGGGAAGUUAAACCCAGAACCUAGCUCAUCCAGGCAUAAUGAAGAAUUACUAAAGAAGAACGCUGACCUUGAAAGAGAACUCAAAGACGUACAGAAGCCCAUUGAUGAGCUAAAGAGUCCCAGGUCGCGCCAGCAGGCUCUCGACUUGGAUAGUGCCCCUUUCAACUUGUUCAUCACAGCUGAACCAUAUCAAGAGGGAUUUAAGAUUCCUCAUUUGGAGACAUAAGAUGGCUCGGGAGACCCGGAUAAACAUUUGCAUACUUA